This is a messenger RNA of Poecilia latipinna (sailfin molly), 1150 nucleotides long. Its product is annotated as WD repeat-containing protein 78-like. The record is from RefSeq and is a predicted model, not a curated record. Bases 131 to 1069 code for a protein of 312 amino acids. The transcript is spliced from 8 exons. Lineage: Eukaryota; Metazoa; Chordata; Actinopteri; Cyprinodontiformes; Poeciliidae.
CACAUUUUGUGCCUUGUUCGAGCAACGAAACCUGUAACUUUCAAUCGUCAAUAGGGGUCAGUGUUUGCCCUCUUCACCGCAAUGGCUUUGUGUUGCCCCGACAACAAGCCACAACAGAAGCCGUUCCAUCAUGUCUACUUCUGUAACAAAAGAAGGGAAAAAGAUGAGAUGUGCAGUGAUGCUGAAGCCCUCUAAACGCGGCAGCAACUUGCUCGCCUUGUCCAGCAGACGGAGUUUUACUUUCAGCGGUAACAAAAUUCUGGACAGAAUGGCGGGUCCUACUCCGAGACGAGCUGUUCGGGUGUUUGAUGAGGAAAACAAUGAUGUGACCCCUCAGCCAUUUUACCGGGCAGAUCUCGGAGCAGAGCCAGGCAGCAGGUUCUUGGUGGAUGAACUCUCUGCUGGAUCAACAUCAGAGCAGACAAUGUUCACUGGGAGCUUCACUAUGCCUUUUUCAAGGUCAGUUUUGGGUAGCAGCAGGAUAUCCAGCCAGUCAACCAUAGAGUCUGUGAACGAGGAAAUGGAGGAAACAUUUUGUAGACGCGACUUUCCCUUCAACUUACCAGAAUCUUUGUUGCCAGAUGAAAAGAGGAAAAAAGGCUCAGUUAAAGAACAAAUGACACAAGCUCUGUUGAAAGGGAUUAAGGACAUUUUAAUCACAGAGACAGACACUAUUUCUCUGCUGGACAUUCCCCCCACCUUAGUGUCAGUGAAUGCUGAUGAUGCAGAUGUCAUAAUAGAGAGAAAUAAACAGUAUUCUGAAGUUUGCAGAAACAGAGGAAACAAUGAGAAGUAUGUGGAUCGAGCCAUGCAGACACUGAAUGGAGCGACUAAGAACAAACAGAUACAGAACAACCUCAUGCUCAUGGUGGACACAGCCACGAUUGUGUCUGCCUUCGACAUGUAUGCACCUCCAGAGCAGGAAGUGAUGGUUCACAGCCCUGAAAUGAAACAGACCAAUGAUGCAGAGACUGUUGUGGACUCCAGGAGAAGUCCAGAGAGGAGUCUGUCCCUGUCCAGCUCAGCUAGUACAGGUAAUCUGGUACAGUUAUUUCCACCUGCUCGCUGAAAGAUGUAGAAACAGUUGGGAGCAGUUUAAACACACAGGCAGACUUUGAGCUCAUCAUGACGUCAGAUAAAUUCCAUUACU